AAUCGCGUUUACAUCUUUUUACUAGGAGAAAGCUGGAGAUUCUCAGAAACGUGUAAAUAUUUUACGAGCGCUUUGAAACUUUUAAUAUUGUAAAUAAACAUGUAAAUAAAAGAAUAAAUAAAUAAUUACAAUAUUGAUGACAUUAUACAACUUUGUCGAAGGAUCUUCGUUUGAAAUUUAAUGUUUUAAAGAGGUUAAGGUAACGGAAAGUGACAACAAUGUAAGAUUUAAUAAUAAGUUAAAUCUGUUACAUUGUGAACCGGCGACAUAACCUAUUUCAGUUUACAUGUUUAAUAAAUUUCAAAUUCAUAACAUUAUACUCUUACUUAAAGACCAAAAAUCGAAACUUUAAUGGCUUUUUCACAAUCGAAUUCGAGAGAAUUACAAAACAGAAAAAUCUUGGAAGAAUUGCAAUUGAAAAAACAAAUGCUUUUAAAACAAGGCGUGGCACCAACAUUAAGCACAUCAUUAGCUGUUACACCAACAGGUUCGCCUUCUAAUUUGCCUCCUACACAACCCUCUGAUGGUGUUGUAAUGAGUGCAUCCCAAAGAGCUGCCUUACAUAAUGCAAAUGCAGCGUCAUCAGGUUAUUUUGUGACACAGGAUUCUUCUUUUGGUAAUCUUAUCUUACCAGUUCUUCCAAGAUUUGAUACUAAAUAACAAAAUUAA
Frieseomelitta varia is the source of this 669-nucleotide messenger RNA. Its product is annotated as SOSS complex subunit C homolog. Gene Ontology annotation, cellular component: nucleus; SOSS complex; nucleoplasm. Gene Ontology annotation, biological process: DNA repair. The transcript has 4 exons. Bases 352 to 660 code for a protein of 102 amino acids. NCBI's taxonomy places the organism in Eukaryota, Metazoa, Arthropoda, Insecta, Hymenoptera, Apidae. The record is from RefSeq and is a predicted model, not a curated record.